AUGCCCCCGCUCUCAAGAAGCGCCACCGCAUCAACACCAAGCGAAACGUCAGCGUAUGGCUUCUCCGACCCGGGCCCCGCCCACGGCCUUCCGCCUAGCACGACCGUCUGCAUCCGACGGCAUUUGCAACAGCACCGCUGCCACUGCUCGAGCUCGCGGAACGAGCAAACCUCAAGCGACAGCAGCAGCGGCGAUCAACACGCCACCCCCGCGCUCGAAACGUCUCGUGUGCCUUUUGUAGACGGCACCUCUGCCAGCGUUGGCAGCGGUAAAAGCAAUGGCAGCGGUGGAGACAAUUUGGAGCGUGGCGCCAGCGCGGGUGCAGCGGCGAUGUCGACCCCCGGAGCAGCAGUGGCAGAGACAUCAAGAGGGCUCAUCCUCUCGCCCUGCUCGGCAUUGCUAGCGCGAGACUACGAUGAAGAGGCGGGUGCGCAGCCGAAUGCCGAGUCCAACCGCACUGCCGGCCCUCCGCACGUCUACAUCCACGUGCACUCGAACUGCGCGGGGGGAGUGCCCACGACCGUGGCCGCGAACGGCGGGCGGUAUGUCCGGCAUGCAGACGCCCAGAGCGAGCUGAAGCGCUACGCUGCGUGGAACGCCAUGGGGCGCGAGUGGGCUCGACGGCAGCGUGUGCUGCUGGGUGUCUACCACAGCGACGUGGACCGCGCUGUUGCAGGGUAUGACGACCUGGCUGCUGCAAAGUCGCUUCCUGUUCUUCAGCAGCAGGUACAGCAGCCGCAGGUCACCUUGCCUCUGCAAGCGACACCUUCCGCUUCCGCUUCCUCCCUUGGGAUCGCCGGCAGCGAUGUCUCACUGCUCAGUCCAUCGCGACACAGCACGGGCAUGCGCAUGAGCCUGAGCCUCGUGUCAUCCACAUCUUCCUCCUCCACCGGCACUUGCACCCUCGCCCAGGCCGGCCCGCACAUGCACGUCAGCACGCAGAGCAGCAUCAUCACCAACAGCAGCAGCAGCAGCGAUGGGGGCGGCGGCGGCGGGAACACAACCAAGCACCUCGCAGCAGAAGCAGCCGCCGCGACGCGCCUGCGCAGUCUCGGCAGCAUGCUGACGUCCUUCGACAUCCUGCUCGAAGGGCGCAGCGCCUCUUUCGGCGGGCUCAGCGCGCUUGUGCACAGCGCCGACGAGCUCCGCACCUCCCUCGACAGCUUGCUCAAUCUGCGUGACGCCCGCACCCAGGCGAGCGUUUCUUAA
Tilletiaria anomala UBC 951 is the source of this 1209-nucleotide messenger RNA. RefSeq lists its product as uncharacterized. The record is from RefSeq and is a predicted model, not a curated record. Lineage: Eukaryota; Fungi; Basidiomycota; Exobasidiomycetes; Georgefischeriales; Tilletiariaceae. The coding region runs from base 1 to 1209 and encodes 402 amino acids. The transcript has a single exon.